CCUGGGGCGUAGCUUCUCCGGGGGCGCCGGGAACCACCAUCCGGGGAGCAGGGGCGGAGCCGGCCAGGCGGGGAGGCCCGGACCCCUUCCUCCGUCGGCACCUCCCCCGGCCCCGAGCUCGGUGCCCGCCCGGUCCGAAGCGCGGCGCGGCGGCAGCGAGGCCAUGGGCUCCCGGCUGAGCCGGCAGAGCAGCCUGGAGGAGGAGAGCACCGAGGAACCCAGCGCCGGCAGGCUGGAGAGCGGCCGGGGUGACUUCCACCUCUCCUCCCUGCUCCUCCACCCGCAGAAGCUGCCCGGGGUGCUGCGGAAAGCCUCGCCGGCUCCCUAUGUGCGGCGAGUGGGGUGGCUGCGGGAGAUCCAGGCCACCAUCCGGGAGCACAAGCGGGACCACGCCGUGCACAUCCUCAGGCUGCUUCGGAAGGACCUGGGACUGGAAGGAACAUUCCUCAAUGAAGUGCUCUACAAAAAUGCAACUUUCCUCAACUUGGUGGAUCCCAUCUCCCAUGACUUGCUGAUGAGCCUUGCUAGAGAUCUGCAGUGUCCCAAAAAGGAGUAUGACCCCUGGAAGUCCUCGGACAGGAUUUGCAGGCAGCUGAUUUACCACCUGACCCCUCACUCCAAAUGGCACCGGCACGGCAUGCCGCGCAGGAAGUCCCAGAUGUGCCUGAAGACCAGCCUGCAGAAGAAGGUGAGCCAGGGCUGCAUGGAUCUGUCGGGGAUCCCGCUGAGCAUGCGGGACGUCCACCGCAUGGCCUACUACCUGCAGAGCAAGGGGCACCACCUCACUUCCGUGGACCUGAGCUUCACGGAGCUGAACGACGACAUGGUGCGGCUGCUGCUGCCCUUCCUCUGGGCGCUGCCCCAGCUCACCCACCUCUCCCUCAACGGCAACCGGCUGACACGGGCCACCAUGAAGGAGCUGACCGACGCCGUGAAGGACAUGAGCAAGUUCCCUCGCCUGGCCUGGGUGGACCUGGGCAACAACGUGGAUGUCUCCUGCAUGCCGCAGCCACUGCUGGUGGGCCUGCGCAAGCGCCUCAGCCAGCAGACCACGCUGCCAACCAUCUACGAGGCGCUCGACUGCGACUCGGAGAGCGCCGGCGGGCACGAGGGCAGCCAGCCAGGGAGCGGAGCGGUGGCCAGCGCCCUGCCACGUGCUUUUCCUCAGCAGGGCUGCGAGAGGUGACUGGGCGGCAGUGGGUCAGGGCUGGCGCACUGAAGCCGCCCCAAGGAGAAGAAGCCUUGAAUGCUGACAUCAGAGGGCCAGCUCUGUCAGCUUCCUUUGGCUCUACCCUCUCGCCUUCCCUGAUGUCUGCCCCCCAACUGCUGUCAGACCAAAGCCUGUCGUCCCCUCACAGCGUGCUCCCUUCCCUCCCCUCGCUGCCAAACCCAUCACCCACAUUCCAGAGAGGAACCGGUGACUUACAGUGAACCUGGUCCCCGGGCAGGGUCUCGCUGUCGGAGUCAAGAAUAUCCUCCAGCAGCCAUUGGGAUGAGGGAAAGGGAUGGGGGGGAACCUAGAACAGAAAUAGGCUUGUAGUUUACUUCCUUUCUUCCUUUUCCUAUGCACCUUGGAAACCUUGGGACCUGCAGCCUUGAGUAUGGAAGGAGCCUAGGUGCUGUGAAGCUUAGCUGAAGGGCUCAGGAGGCAGAGCCGGAGCCCAGCAGUGUGUCUCCCUCUUGUGUCUGGCUCCUUUUGUUUUGGUUUUUCUCCUAUUGUGUGUUUUGCAUUAACGUCUGAACAAAGGGACUUGGUCAGAGACCAUUGGAUCACAUAGACUGGGGCGGACACAUGGCUUAGAACUGCAGCAUCAGGAUAUUUGCUGUGUGACCGGGGUGAGAGGGAGGGGAAGGAGGUAUGUGUUGGUGGGAGCAUGGGGGAUGGGAUGAGUUGGGAUGGGAUGGGACAGGAGGAGGGGAGAGAAGAGGGAGGGAGAAUAGUCUUGCGGCUCAGUGGAACUGGAUUCAAAAACUCUGCUUUUGUACCAAAACAACAAGUUCCAAAACUGGGGGAAAGCAGGCAGCUAAGUGCACAACUGUGGCACUAGAGGAGCAAGCAGCGAACAUGCCAGAGGUGGGCACUUCCCAAACUAAAGUUCAUUGCAUGUUGCAUACCUCAUGACGCAGAGAUGACGUGAGCAGCUGCAUUGCCAUCUCCAGUGCUGUCCAAGAACCAAACCACUGGUGCAAUAGUUCUGGUGUCCUCUAUGUUGCUCAUGUUCUGUGUUAAUGUCAUCAACAGCUCUCUUGGACACAAGCAUGAAGCACCAGGGAGACUGAGUGUCUGGGUUGGUCACAUGUUAAGGCAGCAGCCCAGACACUGCAAGAAGAUGGACCAGGAGUCCUCAGGCAGUGCCUGUGGUGUGGGAGAGGACCAGCUGAUACCAUUCCCACUGGGGAGCAGUGGUUCUUUUAUCUAUGGAAAGGGGAAAGUGGAUGUUCAUUUGUGGUAGGCUGCUGCCCUUCAUGUUGCAAGGUGCUGAUACAAAUAAAGUGAUCAGACCCUAGCUGCUAAGUGAAGUCAUAGAAUUGUUAGGGUUGGAAAGGACCUCAAGGAUCAUCCGGUUCCAACCCUCACACUAGAUCAGGUUGCUCAGAGCCACAUCCAACCUCCAGGGAUGAGGCUUCUACCACCUCCCUGGGCAACCUGUUCCAGUGUCUCACCACACU
Messenger RNA from Dryobates pubescens (Downy woodpecker), 2670 nucleotides. It is a transcript of the gene LRRC75B, whose product is annotated as leucine rich repeat containing 75B. Bases 164 to 1186 code for a protein of 340 amino acids. The transcript is spliced from 4 exons. Lineage: Eukaryota; Metazoa; Chordata; Aves; Piciformes; Picidae. The record is from RefSeq and is a predicted model, not a curated record.